AUGCGCGCGUAUACUACUGCCUAUGUUGAUUCCUGUACUCACUGUCAUACUUCUAAGUCUCUGAGCCAGACACCUGCAGGCCUUCUUCAACAGUUGCUCAUCCCUUCUCGUCGCUGGGCAUACGUGAGUCUCGACUUUAUCACGGAUCUUCCCCUUACAAAGACAGGGCACGACUGGAUUCUCGUGAUGGUCGACUCCCUCAGCAAGAUUGCUCAUUUCGUUCCUGCAAAGAAGCCAUUCACAGCAGCAGACACCGUGGAGCUUCUCGCAGACCGUCUUAUCCGCCACCAUGGAUUCCCAGAGGUGCUCAUAUCGGACCGCGACCCCCGCUUCCAGUCGGGCCUCUAG
Molecule: messenger RNA, 348 nt
Organism: Eimeria necatrix
Lineage: Eukaryota; Apicomplexa; Conoidasida; Eucoccidiorida; Eimeriidae
Product: Similar to Transposon MAGGYgagandpolgenehomologues, related
Exons: 1
Coding region: 1-348 (115 amino acids)
Biological process (GO): DNA integration
Molecular function (GO): nucleic acid binding
Source: RefSeq, a predicted model, not a curated record